GUGAAAAUGCUACUCUCUUUCCCAUUCACUUAGCUAUUUACCCAUUCAGGGUCAAGAUAUCCAAGAUUUCUAUGCAAUAUGAAGUGACUCUCCAUGAAGAGAGUACAGUGGCAUACAGUACACAGGGUGUUAUGAAUGCUCUGAAGGUCAAUAACUGAUGGGUAAGCCUAUAUGUGAUCAAUCAGUAUGAAAGAGAAAGAACUUUCCAGACAGAGCAGGAAAAUUAGUGUGGAAUGCCUGACAAAGGAUACACCCUGUUUCUCUUCCGGUCCCAGGCACUGCGGGAGCUGCAGCUUACUGUGCAGAUAUGGCCAAGUCCAAGAACCACACCACACACAACCAGUCCUGCAAAUGGCACAGAAAUGGCAUCAAGAAACCCCGGUCACAAAGAUACAAAUCUCUUAAGGGGGUCGACCCCAAGUUUCUGAGGAACAUGCGCUUUGCCAAGAAGCACAACAAGAAAGGCCUGAAGAAGAUGCAGGCCAACAAUGCCAAGGCAGUGAGUGCACGAGCAGAGGCCAUCAAGGCCCUCUUGAAGCCUCAUGAUGUUAAGCCCAAGAUGCCAAAGGGCUCCAGCUGCAAACUCAGCCGUCUGGCUUUCAUUGCUCACCCCAAGCUUGGGAAGAGGAUUCAAAGCUACAUGGCCAAGAGUUGUAGGCUCUGCCAACCAAAGCCCAAGGUUCAAACCAAGGCAGAGGCCAAAGCUCCAGCUAAGGCUCCCAAGGGUUCCCAGGCCCCUGUGAAGGCCCCAUAGAAAAGACUCCUGCCAGUGUGAAGACAGAUGGACUGCUGUGACACACCUACCUACA
This is a messenger RNA of Rattus norvegicus (Norway rat), 809 nucleotides long. Lineage: Eukaryota; Metazoa; Chordata; Mammalia; Rodentia; Muridae. The record is from RefSeq and is a predicted model, not a curated record.